AUAUAGAACGAUUUUCAAUUUAUUAACGGCAGUUUACUUACAAUUAUCAUUUAUUAUGAAUAAAAUAACAGCGCUGAAAUUUGAUUGUGCUUCGAUUAAAACGUCGAUCCGGCCACUGGAUAGUCAAGUCGCCAGUAACGAGUCAUCUCUUACCAUAAACUGGCCCUGCUGAGACCUUGGCUUAGAAUAUAUUACCUUCCGCCACCACCAGUAAUAUGUAUGCACGUUGGUUCGGUGGAUUCAUACGGGGGGCGAAAAUGAAGGCAUAUAUCAACCCAUGAUCCCGGGUCCCGUAGUUUUCUUUGGUUUUUCUUUAGUUUUUCUUUAGUAGUGUUGGUUUUACUGUGGAAAUAUCUUCAUGGAACAUCAUACUACCCAUUACCCCUAAAAUGACAUCCUGGCGUCGUGCAGUAAUUGCAAAAAAGCGAACAAGCAACAGCUCGAGGAACUUUCUUGACGUCCUUGCCAAUCCAUCAGAUCCAGCCGUAGAUAUCGUCGCUGUUCAUGGUCUCAAUCCACUCGACAAAGAAUCACAUGCAGAAGCCACAUGGACGAGCGGGGACAGACUGUGGCUCCGAGAUUUCCUCCCGAAGCGGGCACGUGGUGCAAGAAUAAUGCUCUUUGGAUACAAUGCGAACGUGGCAUUUCAAACUGCUGCUGCGGGUGUGAGGGAACAGGCCGAGAACCUUCUGAAUCAACUCUACAGGCACAGGACUGAGGACCCUGACCGUCCCUUAAUUUUCAUAUGCCACAGCCUAGGUGGCAUCUUAGUGAAGAGGGCUCUAGUCCUUUCCAAAGCCGACGAAACUUACGAAAUGAUCUGGCGCUCUACCUUUGGCAUUGCCUUCUUCGGCACUCCACACAAGGGGGGGAAUCAUGCAGGAAUGGGAGAUGUGGUAGCAAAGAUUGCCCGAUCCAUGUCGGGAAACCCUAACAAUACUUUCAUGGGCGCAUUGAAGAAGGGUUCCCUGUUCCUUGAUACUGUAACGGAUGAUUUUCGCCAACUUCUUGAAGAUUUUCAGAUCCUUAGCUUUUAUGAGACUCAGCCUCUUGGGUACUUGGGUAUCAUUGUGGAUCAGAGCUCCGCCGUCCUUGGCUUGCCAGGAACGCGCGAGAAACAGCUAGGGCUGGAAGCUGACCAUAGGAAUAUCUGCAAGUUCAACAGCGAGGAAGACCCAAGAUAUCAACAAGUAGCAGACAAUAUAAUCGACAUGAUCAACGCCGCAUUCUUCUUUGAGCGACGUUAUAGGCCUAAUUCCGCGAACUCACGAUCCGAGGGAAAUGAGUCAAGUUCCGAAGGACAUUGCAACGCCACCUUGCAGGCAGGGAACGGUAACGCAAGCCGGGCGAGUGGCAACGCCAACAAGACAUAUCAACUCGGGAAUAGGAAUAAAAGCAAAUCAGACGGAGACGGGAAUAAAACCACACAGAUUUCCAUAGGAGUCAUUGAAAUAGAGUCCUCUAUGGAAAUAUUCAGACGCCUAGAUUGGCUGAAUGCCUAAGCCACGGUCUCCGGAGAAUGACAAGGAGGCUUCUAAAAGGGACUUAUCAAUAUUAUUUGGGAAAUUGUUGGGAAGCGUAUGUAUCACUGCCCACUAGGCAUAAUCAUAUCGACGCUCGUUGUUUGCAUCUGUGUACGCCAUGUUGCCCUUACCUACCUAUAUAGGUAUUUUAUUACCUCUGUUUCUCAUCCUCA
Annulohypoxylon truncatum is the source of this 1696-nucleotide messenger RNA. RefSeq lists its product as uncharacterized. Lineage: Eukaryota; Fungi; Ascomycota; Sordariomycetes; Xylariales; Hypoxylaceae. Bases 390 to 1502 code for a protein of 370 amino acids. The transcript is spliced from 5 exons. The record is from RefSeq and is a predicted model, not a curated record.